CACAGGGGCUUCUGGGUAAAAAGAUGCCGUUAGUUUUUCCUUGAGACGUGGUACUUUGGGGUUUCCGGCCUGUGUGUAUUGGUUUACAGUUUUAACUGUCCAAUGUUACCGUUAAGUGUCACUGUGGAUGUUGGACAGGAGGUCAAUUUGACAGGGAAGUGAAACCUCGGAAAACGAAACUACCCGCCCCACAAUGCACUGCGCCGUCAGGGUCAAAUCUGAAUUUAAACAGCUAAUGCAGCGCAGCUGUGUUUAGCUGCCCUCGUAGCGCCACAGCGGACUGGAAUAUUGAGCUCGCUUAUUUUCUGUGUUGAAAGUCUGUUUUGUAGUUAGGUACCGAAUAGCCGUGAGCGGGUUCUUCCGGACGGACUCUUCAUUUUGUGACAUGGCUUCACCGGUUUGGGUCGGUGUGCGCUGCUAGGCUAAGCUAACUGUUUGCUAGCCGAGCUCCAGGACUCGGAGCUCGUGUGAUGACUGCGGCUUUGAAUGUUGUGUUCUCUCCCACAGAGAUGAAUUGACUUCGCUUAUGUUGUGACAGAAGCGCUACGUUUGCUGUAUUAACAGAAAGUAGAGUUUUCUAACAGUUUUGACCUCCUAAGCGCCGACCGCGUCCAGGCGAGCAGACAUGACCCUCGCCCCGAAGGAGCUGUCCAACCUGCUGAGCAUCAUAUCGGAGGAGGCUUGCACCAACACCUUUGAGAGCCUCUCCACCCACUUCCAUCAUUACUUCGGGAAAGCGGAGCACUUCAGGGUAGGCUCGGUGCUGGUCAUGCUCCUCCAGCAGCCGGACCUGCUGCCCAGCUCCCCGCAGCGGCUCACCGCCCUCUACCUGCUGUGGGAGAUGUACCGCACCGAGCCGCUGGCCGCCAACCCGUUCGCCGCCGUGUUCGCCCACCUGCUGAACCCCGCACCGGCCGGGGAGGAGCAGGAGAAGGUGCUCUCCGGCUUCCUGCCUCCCAUCACUCAGCCUGAGAAGUUCUUCCUGUCUCAGCUGAUGUUGGCGCCACCCAGGGAUCUCUUCAAGAAGACCCCUAGACAGGUGUCCUGCAUGGACGUCAGCAACAUGCCCCAGUCCAUAGACAUCAGUGGGCUGCAGCUGGCCUUAGCAGAGCGUCAGUCAGAGCUGCCCACUCAGAGUAAAGCCAGCUUCCCCAGCAUCCUCAACGACCCAGACCCGGAUUCAUCCAACUCAGGAUUCGACAGUUCAGUGGCCAAUCAGAUCAUAGAGUCUCUGGUGACUGGGCCCCGCCCUCCACUGGAAAGUCACUUCCGGCCUGAGUUCAUCCGGCCGCCGCCUCCUCUCCACGUCUGCGAGGACGAGCUGGCGUGGCUGAACCCCACCGAGCCGGACCACAUCAUCCAGUGGGACCGCUCCAUGUGUGUGAAGAACAGCACCGGGGUGGAGAUCAAACGCAUCAUGUCCAAGGCCUUCAAGAGCCCGCUGUCGGCCCAGCAGCAGUCACAGCUGCUGGCCGAGCUGGAGAAGGACCCGAAGCUGGUGUAUCACAUCGGUCUGUCCCCGGCGAAGCUUCCUGACCUGGUGGAGAACAACCCGCUGGUGGCCAUCGAGAUGCUGCUGAAGCUGAUGCAGAGCAGCCAGAUCACAGAGUAUUUCUCCGUGCUGGUCAACAUGGACAUGUCUCUGCACUCCAUGGAGGUCGUCAACAGGUUGACCACAGCUGUGGACUUGCCUCCAGAGUUCAUCCACCUCUACAUCUCCAACUGCAUCUCCACCUGUGAGCAAAUCAAAGACAAGUACAUGCAGAAUCGGCUGGUCCGGCUGGUCUGCGUCUUCCUCCAGUCGCUGAUCCGAAACAAGAUCAUUAACGUGCAGGACCUCUUCAUCGAGGUCCAGGCCUUCUGCAUCGAGUUCAGCCGCAUCCGCGAAGCUGCCGGCCUCUUCCGCCUCCUCAAGACCCUGGACACCGGGGAAAACCCGACCGAGGCCAAGCCUGCCAAAUAACGAAGCUCACAGAGACACGAGAGGCCCGACUUCCUGAAGUAACUCCCAUGGUCACGUGUCACCAGUGUGCUGGUUGGGUCACCACAACAACUGACUGUACUGUAAAUAUGUCGCAGCGUUUUGUCCAGACUUCAAACUCCUCUGUUCACUCACAGCUCUGAACUGUCACCGUUUCCUCAGCUUUUUAUUUUCUACUUACUGCUCCUUUGGAAAUAGAACCUUGUAAUAAUUAAACAGUUCGACUGAGUCUGUCA
Molecule: messenger RNA, 2217 nt
Organism: Scatophagus argus
Lineage: Eukaryota; Metazoa; Chordata; Actinopteri; Scatophagidae
Gene: cnot11
Product: CCR4-NOT transcription complex, subunit 11
Exons: 7
Coding region: 626-1963 (445 amino acids)
Biological process (GO): negative regulation of translation; mRNA catabolic process
Cellular component (GO): CCR4-NOT complex
Source: RefSeq, a predicted model, not a curated record